CACCUUAUAUAAGAAAUUUAUGCUGAAACAGUGUGCGAGUUAUGCCUUUCCUCAGGAAGCUCCUCUGGUGCUUAAAUGAUACACCCCACAUCAGUUUGUGCCAUAUCUUGUGCACCUUACAACAUUGAUCAGUGUAAAUUUACUGCUAGUUCUCCUGAAACACUCAUUGCUUGAACGCUGUGCUUCUGGUCCAUAGUUAUCCGUUUUUCACGUAACGUCUCCUAGAGUAAGAGGUAGUAACCGAUUAGGAACAUCGUAGAGCAGUGAGUUUAACACGACCCAUUAGAGUCGUGGGACAACUAAAUGUCAAGAUGCUGUGAGGAAGCGGGCCCCAGGAGCUGGGCUGAGGAUAUCUGCACAUACCGGGCAGCGCGAGGAUGUCAGAGCUUCAGCACAUUACGUGAAACGACAGUGCCAGAGAGGUACUCUCGGACCAACUAUGUGCCCUUCUGCGAUACGCGACACGCGCUGUUCCCUUACAACGAUUUCGUGGAUGGCAAGGGAACAGUCCGUGUGGACCCCACCAUCACAGCUGACCGCUAUGCGCGGCACGGCUGGGGCGACACCUCCCUGCUAAAAGAAGAAGGCUACUCGGGCUCACUGCACGCUCGCAGCAGCACACACAAACGUGGCAGGAGGAGACCCACAUCACCCCACAGCGCUGAUGGCCGCAACGGCUUGUUCGGCGUGUUGCAGAUGACGGAAGCAGGCUGCUCGGACGGCUGGAUCGGCCACCCCCUGGUGGAUCCGGGCAAGGGCAAGCGGCCGGUGGCAGCGCCCUCGGACCCCAAGGGACGCCGAGACCUGUUCGAUGUGCUACAUGUGCGGGCGCCUGGCAUGCCCGCUGACGACGCCUGGCUGGGCAACAAGCUGAUCGACCCCGCCAAGGGCCGCGCGCACCCGCCCGGCCCCGAGCAGCAGCGCGGCAGGCAGAACCUGACGGACGUGAUGGCCAUGAGCAUCAUGCAUGACCCCAGGCGUCUGGAACUACUGGCCAAGGGUGCAGACCCGCUUGGAGAUGCAUGGUGCGGCAACAAGCUGAUCGACCCCGCCCGCGGCAAGCGCAUCCUGCACAGCAGCCCAGCAACCAUGGAGCGCCUGCAUGGUUCCACAUUCCGCCCCGACGCCGUCGACGCCCUGACGGGCCUGCCGUACAGCGACGCGCCGCGCCGCCACGCGCAGCAGGUGCCGCCGCCGGUGCCCGACACCGCGGACGCCGUCAUUCGCGGCCAGGGCGGCGGCGGCGGCGACGAGCGAGGGCGACUAGGUAAGAAGCCCUUCCCGGACCUGCCGGCGCCCAACAAGUUUGACGGUCGGCGGGAUCUCUACGCGCACAUGCGGUUCAAGCCCUUGACGGAGGUGGAGCAGGUCAAGUAUUCGAGGGCGUUUGACGACCGGGGCACACGCGGGCGGAAGACGGUGCCCAUGCCGGGCGGGGACGACCCCUCCAAGGGACCCGACCUGCUGCACUGGCGCCCCGAGGUGCGGGUGGGGCAGUUUGUGCCGCAUGGCGGGUUGGCGCAGGAGGGGCGCGUCAAGGGAAGCACCCUGAGGGCGACGGGGAGUCGGUAGCGGCUGUCCUGGCUAGGUCGGGUUGUUGUAACGAGGGUUGGUGUCUGCAGGGGUUGUGCGGAGGGAGGUAAGGAGUCCGGGAUUGUGGGGACGCGCGCUGAUAGAAGAGCAUGUGAUGGGAGGCGGCAAUUGGGGUACGCUACCGGUUGUGGUACGCUGAAGGGUGGAUAACGUUGAGGGGACGCAGGGCGUGGGGCUGUGGAGCGCAAACACAGCUGUGAACGCUGUGGGCAUGUGUACGGAUUAGUGCGGCGUGUCUUAUUACCGUAAAUGCCGUGACUAGCAUGGGUGGAAAGCAUGGGUAAGUAAAGGGAGAGUAAACAACGGAUGUGUUUUUGGCAUGUAGCGUUGCCGCAGUAGGUUGUGAACGCAUCAUGCCCAGCUACCGCACUGUUAGGGGCUGGUGUUGUCCGUGCGUCCUGCCAUAGAGGCCGCUGCAACAUGUGUGCAUGUGUCUGGUGCGGAAGGCUAGCUGUUGAAGGGGGUAACGAUAGGGCGCAACUGUUAACCCGUAGUGAUUAUGAUAGUGUUGUCGUAUUGAAGUGUACGCUUCUGGAGAAGGGCGGCCGUGUUACCGUAGUAAGGGGCGUUCGGGUACACGUACAUGUCCUUGCAGAGCGGCAAUACCGGUAUACCGACACAGUACUUCCUGUCCUCCCUCCUGUAACAGUCCACAUCCG
This is a messenger RNA of Astrephomene gubernaculifera, 2252 nucleotides long. The record is from the annotation of a GenBank genome assembly. Lineage: Eukaryota; Viridiplantae; Chlorophyta; Chlorophyceae; Chlamydomonadales; Astrephomenaceae.